UCUUUAUAUAUUCACAAAUCUUUCUUACAUUGGGGAGUUAAAAGUUAUCAGUUUUAAAACUUUGUUACAGUUACAUUAUGGUAUGAUCCACUGUGUUGAAAUUUGAUAGGAGAAUAAGAGUCUAGCAAGAUAAUACUGUCGGAGCGAGAUCAAUGGGACUUUAUCUUUAAACAGAUACUUACCAAAAGUGAUUUUCAUUCAUUCAAAAUAUUUUAAAAUUGUUAUUUCUGGUCCUGAGAGGAUAAGAAGACAAUAGUGUUUUUGUUACAAUAAACGGACUCUAUGAGCGAACAUAUAUCACUAGAAGAAUUCGUAGCCAGUGUUCAUAAUCAAGAUUCCAAGAUGACCAUGCAUCAUUUAGAAACCGUACCAACAGGCUCCACAGAAUCCUCAUUAACUGUACCUCACAGCACACAUAAUACACAUGCUACAAUGCUUGAGUCUCCGAGCUCUACAGAAAGUUCCUUGGAUAAAGGCCAUUCUGAAUCUCUUGAUAGUUCCAAGUUGAAAUGCGAAGAUAGCGGAUCGGAAGAUGACAAAAAGAAAAAAAGACAGCGUCGACAGAGAACCCAUUUUACUAGUCAGCAAUUACAAGAACUGGAAGCAACCUUCGCCAGGAAUCGUUAUCCAGACAUGGCUACAAGGGAGGAAAUAUCUGCCUGGACCAACUUAACGGAAGCACGAGUCCGAGUCUGGUUCAAGAACAGAAGAGCAAAAUGGAGAAAAAGGGAAAGGAACAUUGAUACUUUCAAAACUGGAUUCGGAUCGCAAUUCACAGGACUUAUGCAGACACCGUUUGACGAUUCUAUCUACAACGGAUACACGAAUCCAAAUUACUGGGCUACAAAAGUUCCCAGCCCAUUGGGCGCAAAAACAUUUCCAUGGGGUCUGAAUUCUGUUAAUCCUCAUUUGUCUUCCGUAGUUUCUACACAACCGAUGUGUUUCUCUUCGCCAUCCAGCAUGUCAAACAGUAUCAGCAAUGCUAUGGUGCAAAAUGUUCAGAAUGUACCAACGAAUAUGGGUGCCACAGGAACACCGUGCCCAUAUGGACCACCCGGUGCCCAGUAUUUAUACACAGCAAAUAGAGACCAGUGUUCAAGUAGUAUCGCUUCUCUUAGACUACGAGCUAAACAACAUUCGACAUUUGGUUAUCCCCCUAGACAGCCAUCAUUGUCUGCAUGUCAAUAUGCAACUGUUGGUAAUGGAAGUGUCGUUUGAUAGAUAUAACAUUGAGAUAUAUAUAUAAUUGACAUGAACUGGAUCUUCGGUUUACACAUCAAGACUAUCAGUAGAUGGACAAAGAACUGAUUCCUUGCGUAUCUUGCCACGAUUAACUAAGACACUGCCAGUAAUAGAUGUAAGAAUGGUUUUGUCAGAAUAAUAGUACAUGAAAAUGACUGUAUCUUGAGAAAUGUGUAUACGAUGUAUGAACAAAAUGUAUAUAUAUGUUGACAACACGUGUAAACAGCAGUUGUUAGAACUACAUGUAUACACAUAUUUAUUGUUUUGUUAAUAUGAUAUAGAGUAAGAUGUCUAGUCUAGUCCAAGAGCAAUAUGUUUGCAACAUUUCAUCUAUCAUAGUGCUUUUGCUGCCCUCUCGCAGUAACUACAAUAUAAACUUGAGAAUUUUGAUAAUUCUCUGAAAUAUGUUGUUUACAAUAAAAUAUCAGAAAUAAAUUUUAUUGAAAUUCAA
Messenger RNA from Mytilus californianus (California mussel), 1693 nucleotides. Its product is annotated as pituitary homeobox x-like. Bases 283 to 1218 code for a protein of 311 amino acids. The record is from RefSeq and is a predicted model, not a curated record. Gene Ontology annotation, biological process: anatomical structure morphogenesis; regulation of transcription by RNA polymerase II. The transcript has 3 exons. Gene Ontology annotation, molecular function: DNA-binding transcription factor activity, RNA polymerase II-specific; RNA polymerase II cis-regulatory region sequence-specific DNA binding. Gene Ontology annotation, cellular component: nucleus. NCBI's taxonomy places the organism in Eukaryota, Metazoa, Mollusca, Bivalvia, Mytilida, Mytilidae.